Messenger RNA from Paracoccidioides lutzii Pb01, 450 nucleotides. RefSeq lists its product as hypothetical. The coding region runs from base 1 to 450 and encodes 149 amino acids. The record is from RefSeq and is a predicted model, not a curated record. The transcript has 2 exons.
AUGGCUGAAGAGUCACCAAAUCGACGGGGCGUGGAUUUUAAUGCGUUCAAUCUUACAAACGAAAGUAUUGACCAAGGUCAAAAAUGGGCUCUGAAUAUGAGACUUCAAUUGCUUGGUAGGGAAGUGGCUGAAAGAUUCCACGGUGUUAGGGAGCUUGGGUUGAAGCAACACAAGACCCUGACUUAUCGCCAAACCUACUGGAUCUGUCUAAUUUGGCAAUCGUUCACCCCUUUCACGUCACUAGCAUGGUUCGCGACGCUUCGUGGCCAUCUCGCGGGCGCAGUGCUUGACGAAAGCAAGCCGAAGUACAGCUCCGACAAUCUCUUUUUCCAGAAUCGUGACCCUGAAGGCCGCGGAGGUCUUCGUAUUUUGCCCAAGCGCGAUAUUGGACACAGAAGCCUGGGACGAAUCCAAGUCAUCGCUCGUCUUGUAGAUUUCGAACGGCGGUAA